Messenger RNA from Pungitius pungitius (ninespine stickleback), 6865 nucleotides. It is a transcript of the gene nup214, whose product is annotated as nucleoporin 214. Gene Ontology annotation, molecular function: structural constituent of nuclear pore; protein binding. Gene Ontology annotation, cellular component: nuclear pore. The record is from RefSeq and is a predicted model, not a curated record. Gene Ontology annotation, biological process: protein import into nucleus; RNA export from nucleus. Lineage: Eukaryota; Metazoa; Chordata; Actinopteri; Perciformes; Gasterosteidae.
UCUUCCUUUCGGAACUGUUGCCUUUUCUGAUGACAAAAUCGCGCGGCGCGUGUGUUCAUCUGCGCUGACACACGAAUGUAGAUCGGUGAAAUUGUCCCACGAACAAGCAACAAAAGAAUAAACUAACACGACAGAUCUUGAGGAGAAGCAACAGCUUCUGUCCCUCAAAAUGAGUGACGACACGGACUCCCCCCCUGAGAGGGAAAUGAAGGACUUUCAGUUUCGUCAGAUGAAGAAAACCAGAGUCUUUGACCCUGCUGAAGAUCUGCCGAGAGAACGAAGUAGUCUGCUCACCAUCUCAAACAAAUUUGGUUUAACUUUUGUGGGGCUCAACAAAACAUUCAAAGUUUACCAAACCCGAGACAUUCUGACUGCUAAUGCAUUUGACGGCAAAGCCAACGAAAUCGUUGAGGGGACACCAGCUUUGGCCGAGGUGACGGUGGACCUGACUCUGCACCACUUGGCUCUCAGUUGUGAUGAGCUUACUUUGUCGGUAUGCGGCGUGUCUGCGGGGACGGCUUUGUCCAUCACGUUCUAUGACGUCCGCACCUUCGUGAACAAGGCACGACCACAAAAGCUUCCUUUCGCAUCACUGUUGCCAGCAGUUCCCCCCGGCGCCGUAGUGCUGGACCUGAAGUGGAAUCCUGGACAUGCAUCCAUGUUGGCUGUCUGUCUGUCUGACGGGCGCAUGAUGAUUUUGGAUGUUACUGACACCGUCAGGGUGCAGGCCGAGCUACCAGCUUCGAAUGGCAUCACAUGUAUUUGCUGGAGUCCGAAGGGAAAACAAGUUGCCGCUGGAAAAAUGGAUUCCACAUUCAGUCAGUAUACACCAGCUCUGGAAGAAAAAAAAAGGGUCCCUUGUCCACACUUCUACACCUCUGACCAACCUGUCAAAGUUCUGGAUGUGCUGUGGCUGAGAACGUUUGUGUUUGCAGUGGUAUAUGCUGCUGCAGAUGGGUCCCUGGAGACCCCUCCUGAGCUAGUGUUGAUAUCCCUUCCUAAAAAGGAUGAGAAGGUGGACACAAAGUAUCUGAACUUCAGUGAAACGGUGUACGGCAGCUGCACUGAGCGACAGCACCACUACUUUCUCAACCAUGUUGAGGACUGGGACGUUGUGUUUGCUGCUUCUGCGGCAGCCAUUGAAGUCAGCGUCAUAGCUGCCAGACCGGAGGACAAGACCUGGGAGCUGUGGAUCUUGGAAGACGCAAGUAGGGCUGAGCUUCCAGUGACUGAGACGAAUGAAGACACUCUGCCCCUUGGCUUAGCCAUAGACUACACCAGCCAGCAGGAGAUCCACAUCACUGACGAGAAGACCGUGCCUCCAGCGCCCACGAUGCUGAUGCUUUCCACCGAGGGACUGCUCUGCCCAUUCGCUCUGCUCAACCUCAAUCCCGGGGUGAAGCAACUGGUCUCUGCACCCACCGUCCUCGCCUUGGAGGGGGAGAGAGCGCCAAAGCCAGGUUCUCUGGCAGCCCAACCAGCCAAAAUGCCUGCCUCAUUCCCAUCUGCCCUGGCGACAUUCCCGACCAUUGGUCUCGCUCCAGCCGCUGCUUCCACCCCCGCGGCGCACGCCGUGUCCUCCUUCGCUGCCCCGUUCAGCGCCGCUCCCGCAGCUCCUGCGUCCUCCGUGGCACCGUCGUCGAGCUUCAGUUUCUCUGUGCCGACGACAUGCGCCACCUCCGGCCCUGCGCCUUUCUCCAUGGCCGUACCCACGUCGUUUGGUUCAGGGGGUUUUGGCCUUUCCUUUACCUCCAAGGCUCCCUCGGACGCUCCUUCGGCGUUUUCUUUUACCCCUUCGGUCAAACCCUCCGCGCUGGCAGCACCAGUUGCCGCUCAGACACCCCAGAGCAUCGCCGCUGCCUCCCCAUCAGCAGUAAAACUUAAUCUAAAUGAGAGGUUUUCAGCACUGGAGACCCCGGCACAGUCCCCACAGUCCUUCUCCUUCCAGUCCUCGAUGCCCAAACUGGUCGCUCCCACCUCCGCCCCUCCACCCUCGUACACUAAGACACCUGCUGUGUUGCCUCCAGUGCGUCCGGUUCAAACCAGCACACCAGCCACCGUCGUCCAGAAACCUGCUCCUGCUCCCCAGCCCCGUGUCCAGACUCCACAGGCCUCUGUUAGUGUGAAGGCCCUGGAGAAGCAACUACAGCAAAAGAAAGACGCUGACCCCAUUAUGGCUGGUAUAUUGGAGGAGAUUGCACACUUCCAGAAGGAGUUGGAUGAUCUCAAGGCACGAAGCGCAAGAGCUGACUUCAAGGUCGGCACCAUUGACGAGAUGAAGGAGCUGCGGAAGGAGUCAGAGGACUUCCAUAUUUUCACCCUGGAGAUUAAGGAAACAACUGAGUCUCUCCACGGGGACAUCGGCACACUGAAGACUACUUUGCUGGAGGGCUUUGCCGGGGCAGAAGAAGCCAAAGCCCAGAGCGAGCUGAGCAGAGACAGAAAUUACAGACAGCUGCUGUACAAAAAACCUCUGGACCCCCGCAGCGAGGAACAUCUCAAGGAGAUUCGCAGGCUCUACCAGUAUGUCACGUUUGCUGUGGAAGAUGUCAACGACGUGUUGGAUGUGGAGUGGGAGAAACACCUUGAGAAGAAGAAAAAGCAGAAACACAUGGCUGUGCCGGGGCGGGAGGGUCUGUUCACCACCCUGGCCAACAACCUUUACAUCAUCAACCAGCAGAAGAACCGAGUGGAGCAGUUGGUUAAGCAGCUCACCUCGCUGCGCCUCUACAACAAAGCCGCCGCCCCAACCAUCACCCGCAGCGCUGCUGCUGCUGCUACCGGGACCUCUGCUGGUUUGGAGAGCGAGCUUGAGAGCUUACGGGACGCACUGCUGAACGCAAGGCUGGACACCAGCCCGCUCAAAACCAAAUCCAAGUCUCCAGUCAAGUUCUCACCGAUGAAACAGUCCCAGCUGCGUAACUUCCUCUCAAAAGGACAGAUGCCUCCCGUCCGCUCAACUGCACCAGCCAACCUGUCUCGCUCGGCCUUCCUUUCCCCAAAAUACUACGAGGACUUGGACGAUGUGAGCUCUUCGUCCUCGCUGUCCCAAUUGGAGCCUCACCCGGCGGACUUGGAGGAGGAAGAGGAGGAGCUACUGCCGGAGCCCCUUCCGGUCAUCCUUCCGUCCUUUUCUGGCCCCCGUCACCCCACAGUUGUGAGGACCCCCUCUAUCCACCCCGGCUUCGGUGCCAUCCAGUCAACCCCUUUAGCAAAAAUUCCCUCAGUGCAGGGCAUUGGCUUUGGACUCAGCCCCAUUGCCAGCCCUGUUCCAGCCAAUAAGAUCAGCCUCUGUGGGGCCGACAGCACGGCUCUCGCCACAAAGACGGUAAAACAUGGAGCCCCGUCGACCGAGAGGAGCGUCCCCGUCACCAUCCCCGCCCAGCAGGCGGCGGCCACGGCUGCUUUGCGUCGGCAGCUGGCCAAUCAGAAGACAGCUGUGGUCAGUACUUCCUUGACAGAGUCCACCCUGAAGACUGUACCUCAGGUGGUCAAUGUCCAGGAGCUUAAGGACAAGGGGCCUCCUAAGUCGGUUUCCAAUAUGGUCAGCUCAUCAACACCAGAUCCAGCAACUCCCGUCUUUCCAACAGUUUCGUCCAACCAGGCCAAACGUAAUUCUUCUCAAGGUAUCCAGAAGAUGUCCUCUGAAGGAACAACCACGGCACCGCCGGGCUUCCUCUUUGGUCAAUCGUCCUUAACUGAGGUUUCCGGGCCUUCUGCUUUCUCAGCCGAGCAAAGCACCAGCAAAAGUUUCUCGUUUGCGUCAGGGUCUUCAAGCUUCAGUUUUGCUUCUGUAACUCAGGGAGCUGGAAUGUCACAAGCGAAAGACGUUGCUAAAUUCUCCUUUGGUGGAAAUGGCAAGAUUUUGUUUGCCCAAAGUGGAGAAGAGCCAUUCGCCCUCACCCCAAAAUCCGUGUCCCCUGCCCUCGGCGGCGGGUCCCCCACCCUGCCUCUGAACGCCUCGGGGGACAAGCCGGCCUCUGCCCUCAGGUUAGAGCCACAGCCCCUCAAGACCGUUGGCGGAGAGACUCUGGGCAGCUUCUCCGGGCUGCGCGUGGGCCACGGAGAGGAGGGUAAAGAUUCUGCCGCCAAACCGGCCGCCGGCACGUUUGCCUUCGGGGACCUCGGCGCGGGGAAGGGCGCCCCGCAGUUUAGCUUCGCUUCCGCUGCCCCGAAGGCCGCCGACGAUUCGACGGCGGCAGACUUGUCCCGGGGGGCCGCCGCCUCGGGCAGUUUGUUCAAGCCCCCCGAACCGAACCCCAAGCAGGCCUUCUCCGUUCCCCAGUCGUCCGGCUCGGCGGCCUCGGCUUUCGGUAGCCUCCUCGCGGCGUCUCCGGACUCCUCCGAGGAAACCAAAGCGCCCGCGCAACCCGCCAAGCCCACGCCGCCCCCCGAAAAACAACCCGCCGCCGCACCGGCUGUAGAGAGCGCCGGCCCCCCUGCGAUGCCCGAGCCUGCGGCGGCGGACUCGACGGAAACCCCGGCGGCUGCGGCGUCAGCACCCGCACCUCCUUUGGCCACGACCGGCCCUCCCGCCAACCUCCCCUCCUCCACCACUGCACCGACCGAGGCGGCCGCUCCAGCACUGGCCGGUGCGCCUCCCGCAGUAGAACCCACGCCGGACAGCGCCGCCACCCCCGUCGCUUUUGUGCCCGCCGCCGCCGCCGCCGCUGCUGCAGCCCCCGUCCCCCAGGUCGCGCCAGCAGCAUUCCAGCUGCCCGGUUCUGACAAACCGGGUUCCAUUUUCGCUCAACCUGCUCUCCCAACAACAGACAGCAGUUCCCUCGGCAUCAUCCCGGUGAUCAGCACCUCGCCCGCCGCAGCCACCACACCCAGUCUGACCGUUAACAGCGCCACAACCGCAGCUGGGGGGACUGUGUUUGGGCAACCCGCCGCUCCUCCGGCCCCCGCAGCGCCAGCCGCCCCAGCGUCCACCGGCUUUGGCUCCGCUGCCUUCGGUACGCCAGCCGGAACCGGUUUUGGCAAGUCCAUGUUCGGCCAGGCGGGCGGCUUUGGUCAACCCGCCAGCAGCGCCGAAGCGCCCGGCGGCUUUUCUUUCGGCCAGUCGGCAUUCGGAGCCGCUUCGAGCAGCGCGACUACCGGAGGAGGUGUUUUUGGAGCCGCCACCGCUACCGAUGCCAGUUCCUUCUCCUUUGGCACGAGCAGCGGCAACGCGGCCAGCAGCGCCGGCUCUGGGCUGUUUGGACAAACCACAGCGCCGGCAUUCGGUCAGAGCUCGGGAUUCGGGCAAGGGACCGUGUUCGGAAGCAACACUACCACGUCCUCGUCCACAGGAUUCAGCUUUGGACAGCCGUCAGCUUUCGGCUGCUCUACCGCCGCCCCCGUGUUUGGCCAACAAGCGAGCAGCGGAAGUGUAUUCGGACAGCAGCAGCAGCAGCAGCAGCCGUCGUCUGGUGGCUCCCUGUUUGGGUUGAAUGCAGCCAGCGCGGCGUCGACCGCCGGCGGGGGCUUCUUCACGGGCCUCGGGGGCAAACCGAGCGAAGACGCUGCCAACAAGAACCCGUUUGGAACCAGCGCCCCCACCGGAGGGUUUGGGCAGCCCGCUCAGACGGGUGCCAACACCUUGUUUGGGAGCAGCAGCGCCAAGACCUUUGGCUUCGGACAGUCGUCCUUCGGGGAGCAGAAGGCGAGUGGGACCUUCAGCACCGGUGCGGGGAGCGUUGCGUCCCAGGGAUUCGGCUCCUUCUCUUCUCCAACCAAAACCGGUGGCUUCGGCAGCGCCCCGGUGUUUGGUAGCCCUCCUUCCUUUGGUAGCUCCCAAGCAUUUGGUUCCGCAGCGGCGUUUGGCUCGAGCCCUUCCUUCCCCAACAACAUGGUCCCCUCCGCGGGGAAGGUGUUUGGAGAGGGAACCACGGCCGCCAAUAUGGGAGGAUUUGGGUUUGCCCCGCCCCCCAGCGGCCCGUCUUUCGGCGCUCUGGCCAAUCAGAGCGCUCCGUCGUUCGGCGCCAUGGCCCAACAGGGCUCCGGGUUCGGCACUCAGCCCAGCAGCUUCUCUGGCUUUGGACAGCAGCCACAGGCGGGAGGAUUCUCCGGAAACACAUUUGGAUCUACAAACCAAUCAAGUCCACAGAUUGCCAGUUGGAGAAGCUAGUUUUAGUAAACUCCACCUCACUGCAAUCAAGCUCUCUGUGCCACAUGGUUGGUGAAGGGAUAGGGCGAAGAUUGUGUUUGCAUUUGGGAUAAAUAAAUAACAAUUAAAAGAAAUGCAUGCAUUUUCUUUUCUAGUUUUUAACCAGCUUUUAAAAAGAUUUCAUUAAAAUCAUUCUUUGUCAUAUAAUUCAUGGCUUCUAGUUCAAUCUGUGUCACGCAUUUUUACGUUUUAUUCACUUUUAACCACAGAAAUACACCAACCAUCUUCAGUUUAGUUCUUUCUUUGAAUGUGUUUCCUUUUGCGUCAGGCUGGUUGUGAAUAAAUAUUUUUACAACCAUGUAGAAUUUACCAAAUGAAACAAUCCCAUAUGCUAAACUGUUUGUGGUCAAUGGUGAAUAAAGGUUCUAUAUUCUCUUGAGAUUAUUUUUGCAGUAAAUAUAGCACAUAUUUGGAAAUAAAUAAUUUGUCUCUUCAAAAUUGUAUUUAUUGCAGUUAAUUGCUCAUUUAUAAUGUCUAAUGUGUCUCUUUACAUUCUUUCAUUCAUAUAAAUGAUCUAACGCCUUCAGCAUGCUAGUUUGGAUACAUUAUGUGGCACCCUCGACAUGCAUUGUAACACAAUUUCACAGCACCACGGUUGAAAAACGGCGCAUGGCGGUGCUUAGUAUUCCCUUAAUUCAGAGGAAAAUCAACUGUGAAGGAUAUUCAUGCCAAACAAAAUUCAGCCUAAUUGGAGGUGGCGUGAAGAGCGGCAUG